Molecule: messenger RNA, 684 nt
Organism: Aspergillus caelatus
Lineage: Eukaryota; Fungi; Ascomycota; Eurotiomycetes; Eurotiales; Aspergillaceae
Product: gamma-glutamylcyclotransferase family protein
Exons: 1
Coding region: 1-684 (227 amino acids)
Source: RefSeq, a predicted model, not a curated record
AUGGAUCUUCUUGCCGAACUCGAGCACCUAGCCAUCCAGGCUGAAAUCGAGAUCGAGAACGAGGACAACACACUCGAAACUAAUCUGAUCAAUAACCACAGACCAACUACCCAGAUCAAGCCACAGAAACGUGACUAUACAACGACAUAUCUCGUUAAACUCGAAGGGCCACUAUCCAGCCCUUCACAUAUACAAGAUAUCGCAGGACUACUAGAACUACCGCUUCAAACAACAGGUGAAGGAGAAUUUGGCAAUGCCUCAUUCUGUCUUAUCAAGGGCACCAUAAGACCGGAGAUACUCUCAGCAUUGUCCAACACUACACAUACACCAACCUUCAUUCGAGUCAAUAUGGCAGAGAAGCACCUCUCCAAGUACAGCAUGAUUGAUCCAACCCUUCCUUAUCAUCGAGCUCAAAGUAUGGAUCAAUUAUUCCUGCCUACUCAGAACCAGUAUCCAGUUUGGUACUUCUUUUAUGGGACACUCGCCGACCCCGAGAUCCUUGCACGGCAAAUAUCUCUCCCUAGGCUACCUGUUCUUCGAAGGGCCAUGGUCAAGGGUGGUAUAAUUAAAAUGUGGGGUGGAAAAUAUAAAGCUCUUAUAGAUGGGCCCUCGUCCUCUAUUGUUCAUGGAUGGGCAUACGAAGUCGGCUGUGAGGAGGAAGAACAGCUCCGGUACUAUGAUUAA